Caenorhabditis sp. 36 PRJEB53466 is the source of this 2862-nucleotide messenger RNA. NCBI's taxonomy places the organism in Eukaryota, Metazoa, Nematoda, Chromadorea, Rhabditida, Rhabditidae. The record is from the annotation of a GenBank genome assembly.
AUGGUUUCGGUUUUCAUCCUCCCGAUAAUCGCCCUCAUCCACGGACACCACUCGACGGCGAUUAUUGAUCAGAAAAAAUCGAGGUACGCUCGGAAGUUGGUGGUGAAAAAGCUGAACAAUUUUCAGACUAAACAGCCGAAGCACCACCUACAAUCAGACUUUGAUUCGGUACACGACGAAGGUGUUGGACACGAUUCUCCUCAAUCAGGACAAACAUUUUCGACCGGUGAACCCGGGUACGUAAUGUAGAGCCGGAUGGCUGAAAUUUUUCGCGCAGCAUAACUAGCAUAUCUUUUACUUUAUUUUUCCUGUUCACAACUUUUUUCUAUACUCAUUCUCUGGAGUACUGUAGCUCUUGGAAGUCAGGACGACCUCAGAUUCUCACAAAGUUGUAGCCCUAACUUCCGAGAGCUACAGUACUCCAGGGGGUGGUGCUAGAGAAAUAUUGUCAAUUACAAAAAUGACGUACUAGUCGUGCACUUGAUUUUUGUAAUAGACAACUUUUUUUUAUAGUCACUCUCUGGAGUACUGUAGCUCUUGGAAGUCAGGACGACCUCAGAUUCUCACAAAGUUGUAGCCCUAACUUCCGAGAGCUACAGUACUCCAGGGGGUGGUGCUAGAGAAAUAUUGUCAAUUACAAAAAUGUAGUGCAUGUCUAGAACUUGAUUUUUGUAGUUGGCACCUUUUUUGUAAAAUCACUCCCUGGAGUACUGUAGCUCCGAGUUUCCAGACAACUCGCCGCUGCAAGUCGAAGUGGACAUAUCCGUCAGAUCUAUGGGUCCGAUUUCAGAGCAAAAUAUGGUAGGAUUGCACAAUUCGAGUACUAGAACUCAUUGAAUCACUUCAUUUUUUCCUUCAAGGAAUUCUCGCUCGACUGUUAUUUCCGUCAAAAAUGGCUGGACCGUCGGCUCGCGUUCACUCCGAUCAAUCCAUCGAAGCCGGAGAUUCCGUUGGCGAGCAAGAUGCUCAAAGAUAUUUGGGUGCCGGACACGUACGUCCGCAAUGGACGCAAAUCCUACUUGCACACACUGACAGUGCCCAAUAUUCUGUUCAGAGUCCGAUCCGACGGACAGGUCCAUGUUUCGCAGAGGUCGGUCCGAGUAAACUCACGUUUUCUCGCUUCAUUUUCAAGAUUUCUCAAGUGUUAAAAAAUGAAUCGAAAGAUCAUUUCAAGCUCUACAACUUUCUAGUUGACCGUUUUUCAUGAGCACGCUCCUCCGCUCAGAUAUUAGACUUUUAAAAGAUGAGUAUCUCAUCUACACCGUGUAACACCUUGCUUUCAAACUGAAAUAUCUCAGUUCAAGGACAAGAUCGUAAAAAAUUGUAAACUAGAAAGUUGUAGAGCUUGAAAUUAUCUUUCAAUUCGUCUAUAAACAAUUGUAAAAUCGCCAUCUCAGACUCACAAUCCGGUCCCGCUGCCAAAUGUUUCUGAAAAAGUUUCCGAUGGACACUCAGGCGUGUCCGAUCGAGAUCGGCUCUUUGGGAUACUUUGCCAGUGACGUCAUCUACCGAUGGAAGGACGUGGAACUCGAUUCGAAGAUGGGAAACAUGCUCAGCCAGUAUCAAGUGCUCUCUUUGUCCAAGUCGGAAAGGAAUCUCUCCGAUUUUCGGUUCACUCAUAAAAGUGAGUGUAACUCGGGAACCAGUCGUUGUUUUGUAAAGCUGUCAACUAGAAAAUUGUUCAAAAUCGUGUGCUAAACAACUUUUUAGUUGACAAUUUUAUCCCAAAAUUGUCCAUUCUCAAGUUAUGGGCCAGUUUCUAAAACGCUAGUGUCAUAUCAAUACAGUUUAUUCAAUGUGGUGUAUCUCGACUGGCGGUAGAGAUAUCGAAAAGUUGUCAACUAGUAAAUUGUUUCUCACACAAUUUUGAACACUUUGGCAGUUGACCACAUUUCGAUAUCUCUAGAACCAGCAGAGAUACAUCGCGUUAACCAACCGCCGCUUGCAGACAUUUCGGUGCUGAACGUCUACUUCAAACUGCAACGCCAACAGGGCUACUACAUCCUCCAAAUCUACACCCCGUGCACGUUGGUCGUCGUCAUGUCGUGGGUCUCGUUCUGGAUCAACAAGGAAGCGUCGCCGGCGCGCGUCUCCCUCGGAAUCAUGACGGUCCUUUCGAUGUCGACGAUCGGAUUCGGACUGCGCACGGAUCUGCCGAAAGUCUCGCACUCGACCGCCCUAGACAUUUACAUAUUGUGCGUCGGUUUCAUUUGUUUGACACGUUUCGAAACAAUCAUUUUCCAGAAGCUGUUUCGUGUUUCUGUUCGCCGCGAUGGUCGAGUACGCGGUGAUCAACUACGCACAAAUUGUGUACAUUCGGAAGCAAGUGCACGAUUUGAAGGGUCUCGAACAGAACAGUGCGGUUAGUUUGAAAGCUCUCCAAUAAAGAAGAAGAAGAAAGAAGCGAGCAAUUCGAUUCGAUUCAAUUCAAUUCAAUGUUCAGAUGGGUCAGAUGCGAAUGUUCACUGCGGGACUGAUGGGCGCCCGACGCGACACCAUUCAGGUCGACGAUUUGGCGGUGGAGAAGGAGGAGGCGCGACUGAAGGCGGUGCCGUGGUGGAAGAAACUGUGCAACCGGGACCAGCACGCGAGCACUUCCGUCUUCUACCGCAUGGCCGUCAAGGCAGCGAUCGCCAAGAAAACGCUUCGGAACGGAGACCCCGCCGAGGUGAACGAUGAUUAUGUCGAGAAGUGGUUAAUCAGUGCUCGUUGCAGGUCGUCAACAAUAUCGACAACUUCUCAAAGUGGGCCUUUCCCUCCUUGUACAUAAUGUUCAACUUUUUCUACUGGGUCGCAUAUCUCUACUGGAUCCCCGACGAAAUCGACAGUCUGCCCAAUAUUUCUGGCGAAUAUGCGAAUUGA